AUAUGUGCCAAAAUAGAGAGAAUUGAAAAAGCUUGGUGUAACCUGGAUGUACAAGAUCCAAAGGGAAACAUUUUGUGGGAUCUUUACACCCAAAGCUUUCUUCCUUCUGGGUUAGCCUGAAGAUCAUUAUAAUGUCCCGAGCUGUGUUCUUGACUGUCUGUUCCCAUCACUUGCUUUGACUUUGAUUGUUCCUACCUUCCAGGUUUUAUCUUUGAAGGUCCCUGCUCCAUUCUGAUUGCUUUUAUCCUUGAUUGUUCUUUCCCACUCCUGAUGUCUUAAUUUAUCCUCAAGCCAUCCCUUGUGUGAGUUAGAAUGCACUCAUAAUAACUGCUUUUAGCUCAUCUGCCUUUUCUAAGUUCAACUUGCAUGCCAUGGAGAUGAGAUGUACAAGUAGACACCACCCAAGAAUCCAACAACAAGUGACAUUUUGGAAAGUGAGAUGGGGACUAAAGCAGGAAGUCAAUUUCUUCGGCAGCUGGCAGUGGGAAUCCAAAGUCUGAAAGCUUCUGGCCUGGCCUUGCUCCUGGCAGUUUCAUUUAUCUCUCUCUCCUGUUGUGCUCCCCAGAGACUUUUUGAAAGAAGAAACUGGACUCCUCAAGCUAUCCUCUACCUUAAGGGAACUCAAGGCCGUCAAUUCAUUUCAGAGGAGAACCAGAGGAAAGAUCUCUACAACAGACUACAGCUGGCGCCGCCAAAGCCUAAACCCAAUACCUAUUUCUGAAGCUGUCACCAUGUUCUUUGAGUUCCUGCAGAAACCACCAGAAGAAGGUA
Messenger RNA from Vombatus ursinus (common wombat), 771 nucleotides. RefSeq names its product spexin hormone (gene SPX). Gene Ontology annotation, cellular component: cytoplasm. Gene Ontology annotation, molecular function: neuropeptide hormone activity. The record is from RefSeq and is a predicted model, not a curated record. Gene Ontology annotation, biological process: positive regulation of gastro-intestinal system smooth muscle contraction. The coding region runs from base 440 to 721 and encodes 93 amino acids. Lineage: Eukaryota; Metazoa; Chordata; Mammalia; Diprotodontia; Vombatidae. The transcript is spliced from 6 exons.